AUGUCUGUAUUACGUGCUGCGUUUUUCACUUGUCAUAAUAAUGGCUCUAUUAUUCCAAGAUAUUCCUUGCAGAAGUGUUUUUUGCAAGGAAAAAGCCAGAACUUAUGGAGGACAACAAAGCGUGAAUUUAAUAAAAUUACUCAAAGAUGUGCCAAAGAAAACGUGAAUGAGUCGAAACUUUUCUUGUACAUUCAGAAGUUUGGUUUCAGCGGACUUGGUGUAACGAUUGCUUGUAUUUUGAAAUCACAUAAUCGAAUUGUACUCUGUAAAGAAGCCAAAAGAAUAAGUGACAUAAGUCUAGUCAAUCCGGAUAACCGUGACUUGAUCUUUAAAUGGACAAAAUUUUUCAAGUAUUUAUAUCCACAUAUCUGGUAUUUAUUAUUAGCACUAUCAAGUGCAUUAAUAGUUGCAUUAUUAAAUAUACAAAUACCACAAUGCGUUGGAAGUGUCAUAAAUGUACUAACGGAAAUAUGUCAGAAUAAAAAUGAUUCUGCAAAACAAGUCAUUUUCCAGCUUACUCAACCAGCUUUUAUUUUGGCACGCAUGUACAUUGCACAAGCAUUUUUUACUUUUGCAUAUAUUUAUACUCUGUCACACGUUGGUGAAAGAGUUGCAGUGAGCUUACGUCAGGAUUUAUUCAAGUCCAUUAUUAUGCAAAACAUAGCGUUUUUUGACAAAACACGUUCUGGUGAAAUAGUAAGUCGAUUGACCAGUGAUAUUCAAGAUUUUAAAAGUUCAUUUAAAAUCUGCAUUUCUCAAGGUUUGAGAAGCUUCACGCAAAUUAUUGGUUGUAUCGUCUCUGUAAUAGUGAUAUCACCGCAAUUGACCACUCUUGUGGUAUUCAGUUUGCCUCCAAUAAUUUUUAUGGGUACUCUGCUGGGAAGAAGUUUGCGCAAACUAUCGAUGGAAGCGCAAAAUCAAAUUGCAAAAUCUACAGCUGUUUGUGAGGAAGCAAUACAAAACAUCCGAACGGUGAGAGCUUUUGCCGCGGAGAAGAAAGAAGCAGAAAUGUUUUACAAAGAGAUUAAGCAUUCAUCUGAUCUAUACGAACGAUUAGGUUUUGGUAUAAGCUUCUUUCAAGCAGGAACAAAUUUACUGCUUAACGGUAUUCUACUUUCCACGCUGUACUUUGGUGGACAGUUACUCUCUACAGGACAAUUGUCUCCGGGAAAUCUUAUGGCAUUUUUAAUGGCUACACAAACCAUACAAAAGUCUUUAGGCCAGUUAUCAGUGCUUUUCGGAAUCUUCGUUAGAGGACAGAGUGCUGGAGCCAGGAUUUUUCAGUACUUAGAUAUGCGGCCUUCGUCAAUGAUGAUCGGUGGUGACAUAAUCAUGGAUGAAUCCCUGGCGGGGAAUAUAAUUUUCAAAGAUGUAAAUUUCAGCUAUCCCACUAGACCUGAUCACGUUAUUUUGAAAAAUUUUAAUUUACACAUUCCCGCUGGGAAAACUGUAGCUAUUGUUGGUACUAGUGGUAACGGGAAAUCAACAGUGGCUGCAUUAUUAGAAAGAUUUUAUGAUGUUGAUGAAGGCUCCAUUACUAUUGAUGGUAGAGAUAUCAGAUCCCUUAAUUCCAGUUAUCUCAGAGGCAAUGUUUUAGGCUAUAUCAAUCAAGAGCCUACUUUAUUUGCUACCAGCAUUAUGGAAAACAUUAGGUAUGGGAGACAAGAUGCAACGGACGAAGAGGUCAUCGAGGCAGCUAAAGAAGCAAAUGCGCACGAAUUUAUAACAAAAUUUCCAGACAGCUAUGCGACUGAGGUUGGCGAAAGAGGCACACAGCUCUCUGGUGGACAAAAGCAACGAGUUGCUAUCGCCAGAGCUUUAUUAAAACAACCAUCUGUUUUAAUUCUGGAUGAAGCAACAAGUGCAUUAGACUAUGAAAGCGAGAGAGUCGUUCAAAAAGCGAUUGAAAAUGUUACAAAAGGUAGAACAGUUCUUGUCAUUGCUCAUAGAUUGAGUACCAUUAAAGGAGCUGACGUAAUUGUCGUGUUACAACAUGGUGUCAUUGUGGAGAUAGGCAAGCAUUCAGAAUUGAUUAAACGAAAAGGAAUAUAUUACACGCUUGUUAAUGAGCAGGAAAAAGAGAAUAUGUAAUAAGACAUAAAACAAAUUAUAUUAU
Molecule: messenger RNA, 2116 nt
Organism: Atta colombica
Lineage: Eukaryota; Metazoa; Arthropoda; Insecta; Hymenoptera; Formicidae
Product: ATP-binding cassette sub-family B member 8, mitochondrial
Exons: 10
Coding region: 1-2091 (696 amino acids)
Biological process (GO): transmembrane transport
Cellular component (GO): membrane
Molecular function (GO): ATP hydrolysis activity; ATP binding; ABC-type oligopeptide transporter activity
Source: RefSeq, a predicted model, not a curated record